Echinops telfairi (small Madagascar hedgehog) is the source of this 1307-nucleotide messenger RNA. It is a transcript of the gene IFT46, whose product is annotated as intraflagellar transport 46. The transcript is spliced from 10 exons. Gene Ontology annotation, cellular component: centrosome; motile cilium; intraciliary transport particle B. NCBI's taxonomy places the organism in Eukaryota, Metazoa, Chordata, Mammalia, Afrosoricida, Tenrecidae. Gene Ontology annotation, biological process: cilium assembly; intraciliary transport. The record is from RefSeq and is a predicted model, not a curated record. The coding region runs from base 64 to 966 and encodes 300 amino acids.
ACCUUCAAGGGAACUGUUUUCUCUUAAGGACCUCCUCAUUCUGCCCGGCUUCUUGACAAGACCAUGGCUGAUAACAGCAGUGAUGAGUAUGGCGAGGACGAUGGCAAGGAGAAGAAGAAGCCCUCACAGCUGACCCUUCAGCGGGUCUUCGACGACGACGACGACGAGGACUCCUCUGAAACAGACUCGGAUGAGGAUGAGGAUGACGAGGAGCACGGAGCCCCUCUGGAAGGGGCCUACGAUCCUGCAGAUUAUGAGCAUCUGCCCGUUUCGGCCGAGAUUAAGGAGCUCUUCCAGUACAUCAGUAGGUACACACCUCAGCUGAUUGACCUGGACCACAAACUGAAGCCGUUCAUUCCUGACUUUAUCCCGGCUGUGGGGGACAUCGAUGCCUUUUUAAAGGUCCCACGUCCUGAUGGAAAGCCGGACAACCUCGGCCUGUUGGUAUUGGAUGAGCCGUCCACAAAGCAGUCAGAUCCUACUGUGCUCUCCCUCUGGUUAACAGAGAACUCCAAGCAGCACAAUGUGACGCAACAUAUGAAAGUAAAGAGUUUGGACGAUGCAGAAAAAAACCCCAAAGCCAUUGACACCUGGAUUGAGAGCAUCUCCGAGUUACACCGUUCUAAGCCCCCUGCGUCUGUGCACUAUACCAGGCCUAUGCCUGAUAUUGACACGCUGAUGCAGGAGUGGUCCCCAGAGUUUGAAGAACUUUUGGGCAAGGUGAGCCUGCCCACUGCAGAGAUUGACUGCAGCCUGGCAGAGUACAUUGACAUGAUCUGUGCCAUCCUGGACAUCCCUGUCUACAAGAGUCGCGUUCAGUCCCUCCACCUGCUCUUCUCCCUCUACUCCGAAUUCAAGAAUUCACAGCAUUUUAAGGCCCUGGCGGAGGGCAAGAAAGCGUUCACCCCUCCCUCCAACCCCACCUCCCAAGCCGGAGACAUCGCCGAGACCUUAACCUUCAGCUGAGACCCCUCCCACGUCUGUCUCCUUGAUCCCAGCGGAGAGGUCCACAUCAUCGUCAACCUGAGGAGUCUCUGCUGGGCGCAGGGACAGUGUCCUUACUGCCCCGCCCGCCCGCCUUCCUGCCUGGAGCACCGCAGACUCAUCUUCUGCCUCUGGGGUUACACCCACACCCCACACACCCCCGCGCGCGCACACACACACAUACGCACACACUCGCGGGUUUGAGAAGGAGCGUAGGUUGGAAGGAAAGCUUUGAAGCGGGUCCUUUUGGAUGCUGAUGAAAUCCUUCACUUUCUUUUUAAUGGUAGUUUGCCAAGGUUUUCUAAAUAAAAUGUUCCAGAGUC